Molecule: messenger RNA, 528 nt
Organism: Daldinia caldariorum
Lineage: Eukaryota; Fungi; Ascomycota; Sordariomycetes; Xylariales; Hypoxylaceae
Exons: 2
Coding region: 1-528 (175 amino acids)
Source: RefSeq, a predicted model, not a curated record
AUGUCUGGGGGUCUACCUACCCCGGUUAGAAGCCCUGGGAGCGACGGCUCUCCCAAAUCGCAACCAACAAGCACCAAGAAGACGGAUUACUUCUCCCUCGAUAGAAGAACGAGUCCCCUCUCCCGAUCUGCUUCAGCGCAAAAUAGUGCAAAGAGCACUCCUCACGCAGGGUUGGUACAACGGGCCGUUGCCGAACCCAAGGGCAAGGGGAAGGAGACUGCCGAAAGCACGGGAGAUGCUAGCGCAACAACUCCAGGCGAGACAGCUUCUAGUGCAGGGAGUAGUGGUCCUCCAUCUAGAAAAGCAUCUAUAUCGUCUAUAUCAUUUGCACCUCCUCGACACCCAUCGCUUCCCCAAGGCAUUAAGAAACCACACGCUGGAAGUCGAAUCCGCGCAGCGUCUCCACCACAUCGUAGCUCCCAAGGCUAUUCGAGCGAGAGUGAGAGCGAGAGAACCGGCGCGACCGCACUUCUUGGCGGAAACUCUUUUGCGACCGAAGAGCAAAUUUCGUCUGCUAUUACAUCAUAG